GCUCUAAAUAAUUGCUCUUCCUUCUCUCUCCCUCUCUCUCUCUCUCUCUCUCUCUCUCUCUCUCGCUCUCCGAUUCUUUUCUUCUCCUUUGUCUGUGAAAUUUGCUGUCUCAAUCAUAUCCUGUUUCGUAGCUCUGGAUUUCUAGCUUUCUGUUUCCAGCGGCGGAGGUUGGCUUUUCAUUUAUCUUCUCAUGGCAUCUGUCCCGUUGAACGAGAUCGACACAGCUCAUCAGAUGUUCAGAGACGGACAGUACGAGCAAGCGCUAGGCUUUUAUACACAGGCACUCUCCAUGGCCAAAACCAAGGCCCAGAAGAUCGCUUUGCAUAGUAACCGAGCUGCUUGUUUUUUAAAAUUGCACGAUUUCAAAAAGGCAGCUGAAGAAUGCACAUCCGUGCUCGAGCUUGAUCACAAGCACGCUGGAGCGCUGAUGCUGCGGGCGCAGACGCUGGUCACCCUCAAGGAGUAUCACUCCGCCCUCUUUGAUGUCAACAGGCUUAUGGAGUUGAACCCCUCUUCAGAAGUUUAUCGAAAUCUUGAAGCUCGGUUGAGGACUCAAUUGUCUCUUGCCCCAAUACCUGAAUCUGAUGCUGAGCUGGAAGAAGAGGAUGAAAAAGAUGAAGCAGAACUAUGUAGACAUGAGGAAGAACAAGGUGGAGAAGAAGAUGCAGCUACAGCAAUAGCAAGAAAUAAUCAGCAAACUCAGCCUUGUAAAACUACUGUUAAUCCAGAAGUUGAUGUGCCUAAAAUACCAAAGAACAGUUGGUCUUCUGAAAUAAGUAGAGAGCAAAAGUUUGAGCCGAGAAAGACCAUCGCUGCUGAAGUUAUUGCCCAAGCACAGCGGAAGGUUGAGCCUAGAAAGACACUUGCUGCUGAAGUUAUAGCUCAAGCACAGAGGAAGAAGGAAUCAUCUGACCAGCAUUCCAAGGGAUGGCAAGCAAUUCCAAAACCAAAGGGCCACUCUGCUUUGGAUUAUGCUCGUUGGGAUAGAGUUGAGGAUGACUCAAGUGAAGAGGAUGACGAAGAAGAUGAUGAAGAUUCUCCGCCUCAGUAUCGGUUCCGUGUAAGAACUGUUGGGGUUCGGGCAGUGAAGUGAGAUAUAUGGCUGCAGGUAUCAGUGCCAUACCACAAUGAGAAGUUGAAGUACUCAUGACUUGGAAAUUCUCUUAUAGAUGUAUCAUGACAAAACUAUGAAAGUCCCCAAAAGAAGGAACACGAACUUUGACAUGUCACGUCUUGUCACAUGUAUUAAGCUGGGAGCUGAUGGCCAAAUGAUCAUUCUAACUGAGAAAAUUUGGAAGGAUGAAUUUUGUAUCCUGGACUUGAGCAAGUUGCUGUUCCAACAUCUUUCUCACUGUCUUUUCUUAUGCUAUGUUGCUAAAUGAUGAUGUGUGUGAACCUGGGACUGAAACAGAUGAUCUUUUACUAUGGAAAUUGGGAAGAACUGGUUUUGUAUGACAGACUCGAGCAAGUUCAGUGUCGCUCUCACUAUGGCCUUAUGCAAAUGAAGAUGACCACCAUCAACUGUAUCUUAAUGGAUAGAACCUGAGGUUUUGGUUAUCAUUAUUGUUCAUGUGUUGCAGCCCGACCCUUAUAAAUCACAAAGUUGGAAUGUUUCUUCUAGUCGCCAAUGAUGGAGGGGCAAGGUUUCUUGCUAGAGGCAUUAUGUAAGCUUCCAAACCUAAAGACUUCUCAACAAAAUAACAAAUCCAUGUGUGUUAUAUAUAAUUAACCAUCUACUUUAUUUAUUUAAUACAAUGUCGAAUGUUCAAUUUCCACAAAUCUGAGCUUUAGUUCAGUUGUUGAAUAUGAAUUUAGGUAUGGUUACUACUGACA
Messenger RNA from Manihot esculenta (cassava), 1833 nucleotides. Its product is annotated as FK506-binding protein 59. Gene Ontology annotation, molecular function: protein binding. The transcript has 3 exons. Bases 191 to 1093 code for a protein of 300 amino acids. The record is from RefSeq and is a predicted model, not a curated record. NCBI's taxonomy places the organism in Eukaryota, Viridiplantae, Streptophyta, Magnoliopsida, Malpighiales, Euphorbiaceae.